Molecule: messenger RNA, 776 nt
Organism: Anopheles aquasalis
Lineage: Eukaryota; Metazoa; Arthropoda; Insecta; Diptera; Culicidae
Source: RefSeq, a predicted model, not a curated record
GUUGUGCUCGCGAUUCGCGUAUCUGCUGGGUUCGCUUUAUUGGACCAUCUGUGGCAAUGAAUGGCAAUGUGGAAGAGAAUUUCAAGUGUCCGCUCUGUGAGGCGUACUUUCUAACGCAAGAUUUGCUUGGGAAGCAUGUAAAAGAUGUACACACGACUUAUUAUUACGAUACAUACCUAGCGGUGCCGCUCGUUUUGAAUGAUCUGAGCACGAUCGGUACAACCACCACCGUUAUUACGACCGCGCCUGUGCCGGGAGGAACCGAGGCGGGGCUAGAGAUGGAUGAAGAUGGAUGUUGCUGCGGCAUGUGUCCCUGCUUGGAUGGUUGCUGUGGUGAUGGAGAUGGUUGUUGCUUUGGUUUGUGUUGCUGUGACUGUGGCGAUUGCAGCUGCGGGCUGUGUGAUUGCGAUUGCUCGUGUUCUAUCAUGUGAUGCAGACUGUAUUGCCCUGGAUCCGGGUGCGCCACAUUUCCUAUCGCUUCCGGUGAUCUGGUGAUGAUUAAGCUUAACGACAGUGGCGAAUGGUGAUCUAAUGCGGUGAAAAGAACAUCGAUAUCCGGUGCCAUGCAAAACGUUGUGCAACAGAUAAGGGUCCUUUUUAAAAGAGUAUUCUCCCAAGUGUCUACCUGAAUGCACAACGCCCUUCAACGAGAAAUGUGUUCGUUUAUAUUAUUGGAAAAGAUUGAAGGGGCGCGUUUAAGAAGGUAUUCAAAAUCUGGGAUAAAUGUAUGAGAUAACUAAGCGAGAAAGCUUACAUCCACUGCCAUUGUUUUGGGA